Messenger RNA from Xiphophorus couchianus (Monterrey platyfish), 9495 nucleotides. RefSeq names its product dedicator of cytokinesis protein 3. Gene Ontology annotation, molecular function: guanyl-nucleotide exchange factor activity; small GTPase binding. Gene Ontology annotation, biological process: small GTPase-mediated signal transduction. Bases 809 to 7129 code for a protein of 2106 amino acids. The record is from RefSeq and is a predicted model, not a curated record. Gene Ontology annotation, cellular component: cytoplasm; plasma membrane. Lineage: Eukaryota; Metazoa; Chordata; Actinopteri; Cyprinodontiformes; Poeciliidae. The transcript has 54 exons.
UGAGCAAUUUUCACCUGCGGCUCGUGUCACGUCACUACAAGAAAACCUUUAAUGAUCGGUUGCUGCAGCAGACAAACAGUCGCCCGCUCCAACAUUAAACUCUCCUGCUGUGGACGCACUUUAACACGGGCUCCUUCUCUUUCACGAGCCGCUUAAACAGACGGACCCCGAGCCCAGACGGGAAUGCAAUUCUUUCUUUUUAUUCCCUCUCCGUCUGCACCAGGACAAGUUAAGUAGUUGCAACUCGUUAACGCAUGCGUGUACUUAAAAACAUGGGAUGCAUGGGAACUCGGAUGCUGCGCUGAAUGAGAAGAGGAGUUCUAUGAGCCUUGACCAAAACCAUCAACAAAAACAUUUUUCCCCGGUAAAUUUUGCGCUAUUUUUAGUUUCAGUCAGGAUCUGUAUGUGCUUUCUUCUCUUUAGGCACCCACACCUGUCUUACCAGCGCUCAGACCGGUGUAUAAGUAGUAGCCCGCAGAUUCCCUUCGCAGUGACGCCUGUUUAUCAGAUUUCUUUUCCUCGUAGCUGUACUUCAGCAGAGAUGGACAAGCACAAUGCGCCAAACCUGACGGGAUAAAACAUCCCUGCUGGUCACUGUCAAAACAACUGAGACACCUUCAACUUCAAGAACCUAAAGAAUUAAUUUUUUUCUUUGCCUCCCACCUUCCUGAGGUAAACUUUUCUAGUCCGCGGCUCUCCUCCUGGUCCCCUUCCCUCUCUGGGUGAAAUCACAGCGGGAUUUCUAUGAAGCGACGCCUCGAGUGAUUAGACUUUGUUGGGGAUUUUGCUCUGUUUCCAGAGGGACAUCAUGUGGACUCCCACGGAAGACGAGAAAAUCGGUGUUGUCAUCUGUAAUUUCCGAGGCUCAGUGACUCAGGGUUUGGCUCUGGAGGUGGGGGAGACGGUGCAGAUCUUGGAAAAAUUUGAAGGAUGGUACAGAGGAUUCUCAACAAGGAAGCCGAACGUCAAGGGAGUUUUUCCUGCCAGCUACAUUCACUUGAAGAAAGCCAUUGUUACCAACAGGGGACCACAUGAGACUGUGGUGCCUCUGGAAGAUCCAAUUGUGACUGAGGUGACAUUAACUCUUCAGGAAUGGGCUUUACUAUGGAAGCAACUCUAUGUGAAACACAAAGUGGAUCUGUUCUACAAGGUCCGACACGUUAUGAUGGAGCUGAUUGACUUGAGGAGGCAGCUGCUUUCCGGUCACCUCACACAGGACCAGAGCAGAGACGUCAAGAGACACAUCACCGUCAGACUCGACUGGGGCAAUGAACACUUGGGUCUGGACUUGGUCCCAAGGAAGGAGUUUGAGAUGGUUGAUGAAGACCAGAUAAGUGUCUCAGAUUUGUAUAAAAUGCAUCUGUCCAGCAGACACAGCGUCCAGCAGAGCACCACACGGGGCGAGAAUAGCCGGCAGAGACACGGAGAACCAUGCAGGGUUCCGGUACCAUACCACCUACUGGUCAACCUGAAGAGCUUCACCUACAACAGCAUAGGAGAGGACACAGACAUAUUUUUCUCUCUCUGUGAUCUGAGGGAGGGAAAGACCAUCAGCGAGAAGUUCAUGGUGAGAUUAAACAAGAACGGAGGACCAAAGAACCCAGACAAGGUGGACCGGCUGUGUGCACUGUUCACGGAUCUGAGCAACAAAGACAUGAAGAGAGAACUCUACAUCGUCUCACAAGUUAUUCGGACAGGUCGCAUGCUGCUGAAUGACAGUAAGAAAGGCCCACCACAUGUUCAGUAUCGCAGACCGCACGGCUGCGCUGUUCUGGCCAUGAGCGACGUCCUGCAGAUCAUCUCAGAACUCAAAGAGGAGAAAGACUUUGUUCUUAAAGUCUACACGUGUAACAAUGAGAACGAAUGGUACCAGAUCCAUGAAAACAUCAUCCGGAAGUCAAGCACCAAAUACACAGCGCCCAGCACCAACUACGGACUGAUCAUCUCCCUGCAGCUGCUCAGAGGUGACAUGGAGCAGGUCCGCAGAGAAAACCCUCUCAUUUUUAGCAGGGGGGUAGCCAUCACUCGGAAACUGGGAUUCCCAGAUGUCAUCAUGCCAGGCGACAUCCGUAAUGACCUGUACCUGACUCUGGAGCGAGGAGACUUUGAAAGAGGAGGGAAGAGUGUUCAGAAAAACAUCGAAGUGACCAUGUAUGUCAUCUACGCAGAUGGGGAAGUGCUGAAGGACUGCAUCAGUCUGGGUUCAGGGGAGCCCAACAUCCCAGAGUAUCGCUCCUUCGUCCUCUACCACAACAACAGCCCUCGCUGGAGUGAAGUGAUCAAACUGCCGAUUCCCAUUGAUCGUUUCAGAGGGUCCCACCUCCGCUUUGAGUUCAGACAUUGCUCAACAAAAGAUAAAGGAGAGAAAAAACUUUAUGGCUUUGCCUUCACCCCUCUGAUGAGAGAGGAUGGAACUACUUUAUCUGACGAGAGCCAUGAGCUCUAUGUCUACAAGUGUGAUGAGAACACAACCUUCAGUAACCACGCCCUCUACCUUGGCCUUCCAUGCUGUAAGGACGACUUCAACAGCUGUCCCAACAUCCCGUCCAGCCUCAUCUUCCAGCGAAGCACCAAGGAGACAUUCUGGAUUGCCACGCAGCUUUCCUCCACCAAGCUCACUCAGAACGUGGACCUCCUGGCUCUCCUUAAGUGGAAGGCCCAUCCUGACCGGGUCAUGGACAUCCUUGGGCGUCUGCGACACGUCAGUGGUGAAGAAAUAGUCAAGUUUCUUCAGGAUAUUCUGGACACAUUAUUCUCCAUUUUGGAUGACAACACAGACAAAUAUGGACCCCUUGUGUUUCAGUCAUUGGUUUUUAUCAUUAACUUGCUCAGGGACAGUAAAUACUACCACUUCAGGCCGGUGAUGGACACAUAUAUCCAGAAACACUUUGCUGGAGCUCUGGCCUACAAAGAGCUGAUUCGCUGUCUGAAGUGGUAUAUGGACCGCUCUGCUGAGGUGGUCAGACAAGACCACAUUCAGGAAGCAAUGAGGGCUCUGGAGUAUCUGUUCAAGUUCAUCAUCCAGUCUCGGAUCCUUUACUCCCGGGCCACCUGCGGGAUGGAGGAGGAACAGUUUCGAACCAGCAUCCAGGAACUCUUUCAGUCCAUCCGCUUCGUCCUCAGCCUGGACAGCCGCAACUCAGAGACCCUCAUAUUCACUCAGGCUGCGCUGUUAAACUCCUUCCCUGCCAUCUUUGAUGAGCUGCUGCAGAUGUUCACGGUGCAGGAGGUGGCAGAGUUUGUGCGUGGGACCUUGGGCAGCAUGCCAUCAACAGUGCAUAUUGGACAAUCGAUGGACGUGGUGAAGCUGCAGUCCAUCGCUCGAACUGUGGACAGCAGACUCUUCUCUUUCCCUGAGUCUCGGAGGAUUCUGCUCCCAGUCGUCCUGCAUCACAUCCAUCUUCAUCUGAGGCAACAGAAAGAACUGCUCAUCUGUUCAGGGAUACUCAGCUCCAUUUUCUCCAUUAUCAAGAGCAGCUCACUGGACACGUCGGUGCAGGAAGAGGUGGAGAUGAUGGUGGAAUCUCUGUUGGACGUCCUCCUGCAGACACUUCUGUCCAUCAUGAGCAAGAGCCAAUCGCAGGAGGCGGUAAGGGGUCAACGCUGUCCGCAGUGCACCGCGGAGAUCACUGGAGAGUAUGUCUCGUGCCUCCUCUCGCUUCUCCGCCAGAUGACUGAUAUCCACUUUCAACACUUGAUGGAGAAUUUCCAGAGCAAGGACGAGCUCAAGGAGUUUUUUUUGAAGAUUUUGUGUGUGUUUAGAAAUCUGAUGAAGCUCAGUAUUUUUCCUCGCGACUGGAACAUCAUGAGGCUUCUCACCAGCAACAUCAUCCUUACCACAGCUCAGCAACUUGCUCCUGCUCUGCACAAGAACUUUGCUGAAGCAGACUUUGACUUCAAGGUGUGGAACUCCUACUUCAGUUUGGCCGUUCUCUACAUCAACCAGCCGAGUUUACAGCUGGAGAACCUGAGUCCUUCUAAGAGGAAGAAGAUCUUAGACAAAUAUGGCGACAUGAGAGUUAUGAUGACCUAUGAACUUUUCAACAUGUGGCAGAACUUGGGAGAGAAUAAGAUCCAUUUCAUUCCUGGGAUGAUCGGACCGUUCCUCGGAGUGACGCUGGUCCCUCAGGUGGAGGUGAGGAACAUCAUGAUCCCCAUCUUUCACGACAUGAUGGACUGGGAGCAACGCAAAAAUGGAAACUUCAAACAGGUGGAAGCUGAACUAAUUGACAAGUUGGACAGUUUGGUGUCGGAGGGAAAGGGUGACGAGAACUACAGAGAGCUGUUCGGGUUGCUAACCCAGCUGUUUGGGCCCUAUCCCAGUCUGUUGGAGAAGAUUGAGCAGGAGACAUGGAGAGAGACAGGAAUCUCAUUUGUUACAUCGGUCACGCGGUUAAUGGAGCGACUGCUGGACUACCGGGACUGUAUGAAAGGAGAUGAAACAGAAAACAAGAAGAUCGGCUGCACAGUGAACCUUCUUAAUUUCUACAAGUCUGAAAUCAACAAAGAGGAGAUGUACAUCCGUUACAUCCACAAACUGUGUGACAUGCAUCUGCAGGCUGAGAACUACACUGAGGCUGCAUUCACCCUGCUGUUGUACUGGGAGCUGCUGCACUGGGACGAGCGACCAGUUAAAGAGUUCCUUCAUUAUCCUGCUCAGACUGAGUGGCACCGAAAGGAAGGACUCUGCCGCAAAGUCAUCCACUAUUUCAACAAGGGAAAGUGUUGGGAGUACGGUAUUCCUCUGUGCAGAGAACUGGCCUUCCAGUAUGAAUCUCUCUACGACUACCAGAGUCUUAGCUGGAUACGAAAAAUGGAAGCAGCAUAUUACGACAACAUCAUGGAGCAGCAGCGUCUGGAGCCGGAGUUCUUCAGGGUGGGAUUCUACGGCAGGAAGUUUCCUUUCUUCCUUCGAAACAAAGAGUUUGUCUGCCGUGGCCAUGACUAUGAGAGGUUAGAAGCCUUCCAGCAAAGGAUGCUGGGAGAAUUCCCACAAGCUAUUGCAAUGCAGCAUCCAAACCAGCCAGAUGAGGCCAUUCUGCAGUGUGAUGCGCAGUACCUCCAGAUCUACGCUGUGACACCAGUUCCAGAAAGUGUCACUGUUCUUCAGAUGGACAGAGUUCCAGACCGCAUCAAGAGCUUCUACCGGGUGAACAACGUUCGGCGAUUUCGUUACGACCGGCCGUUCCACAAAGGACUCAAAGACAGAGAUAAUGAGUUUAAGAGUCUCUGGAUUGAAAGGACGACUCUGAUCCUCACUCAUCCUCUGCCUGGAAUUUCACGCUGGUUUGAGGUUGACAAGCGAGAACUGGUGGAGGUGAGUCCGCUGGAAAACGCCAUCUCUGUGGUGGAGAAUAAGAACCAGGAGCUGCGGACUCUGAUCAGUCAGUACCAACACAAGCAGCUGCAUGGGAACAUCAACCUGCUCAGCAUGACGCUGAACGGAGUCAUCGACGCCGCUGUGAACGGAGGCAUCGCCAGAUAUCAAGAGGCUUUCUUUGAUAAGGAGUACAUCACCAGCCAUCCUGAAGACACAGAGAAAAUCACACAACUCAAAGACCUCAUGCAGGAGCAGGUUCACAUACUAGGGGUGGGCUUGGCUGUACAUGAGAAGUUGGUGCACCCAGAAAUGCGUCCCUUGCACAAGAAGCUGAUCGAUCAGUUCCAGAUGAUGAGGAGCAGCCUCUGCCAUGGCUUCUAUGUUGCGUUUCAGGGCCCACCUGGUUUUGAUAAGUCUGGUUCUGGAGUCAACAGAGGGAUCCUGGCCUCUCACAACCCGAUGAGCCCAGAGAGCUUCAAACUCGUGCACCGACACAGUCCCAUUGCUGUUUUGACUCCGGUUCGCAUUUCCUCCCCUUCUCUCUCCUCUAACUCCAGUGAGGCAGGAAACCUGCUGAUCCUGGCGGACGGUGUGGUGGUGGAGCAUCCAGAGGAUUUCUACCGCAUGCAGGCCAGUCCCUCCUCUUCCAGUCUUAGCUCCACCCACUCUGCUCCGUCUCAGAUGAUAAACUCCACCCCGUCCACAAUGAGAGUGGGUUCUCCUUCUCUGCCAGACAAAUACAGACACAACAGAGAGAUGCUGAUGCUGCUGCCGCCCCACAGAGAGAGGCCGAGCAGCGCCAUGUACUCCAAUAUCACAGAGAAUGGACAGCCACCAAACUUUCAGAGAGCCUUGUUUCAUCAGGUGAUCGGUCCCUGUAAGCCCUGCAGUGACCCCAACCUCUCUGUGGUUGAGAAAGUCCUGACCACUCCCAGCAGUUGGAGUUUGGACAGCGGCACCAGAGAGGCCCUGCCUUUCCUUUCCUCCCAUGUUGGCAGUGUGAUGGCUCCACCGGUUCCACCCCGGAACAUUCCUCAUGGGCAACACCUGUCGAUGCACUUUGAUGCUUUCCACCACCAGGUCAGCGACCUCCCUCCAGCUCUCCCUGCGCGCUCCUUAAGAAAGUCUCCCCUGCACCCUAUACCUGCCUCGCCCACCAGUCCGCAGUCCGUCCUGGAUGGCAGUAACUCCACACUCUCAGGCAGCGCCAGCUCAGGGGUCUCCUCCCUCAGUGAGAGCAAUUUUGGCGGCGCCACCUCCUCCUCAGACCCCCCGGCCAGCCGCACAGACACCCUGGAGUCCGUCCCCAGCAGUCAGGCCUGGACCACCGACCAGGAAGACUUGGACUCUCCUUAUCAGCCCGUCAGAUACAGCAUGUCUGAGUCAGACGUCGUGGAAGGAGUUAAAUCUCCGCCCUGCCGCAGCAACUCGGCCCCAGGAGGAGUCAAUCCGGCCCAGGUGGGCUACCAGAUCCAGCCUCAGGCUGCAGGGUUGGGCUGCACUGGAGCUCCGCAACCAGAUGGGCUGCAGCAGCAGCAACACCAGUUUUACCACCACCACUUCCACCCUCACUACAUUCCCCACAAUCCACCUCUCUACCAUCUCCAUGAGCCCCCUCCUGCCUUGCCGCCUAAACCAUACCUCAGAGAGGGCUGCAUCCCUGAGGAGGACCCCCUGAUCACCCAGUCCGGACCGCCACGCCCGGCUGUACCUCGGCCAAUGCCGCGCAAGAUCUCCCAGCCUAUAAUAGCAGCAACCAAGGACGAACAAGCUAAGGUGGCGUGGGAGCACGGCAUCAGUGAGGAGUGAGGCCAGGCGAUGGCUUGGAGAAACAGAACAGGAACUUCUUGUUGAAUAUAAACAUGAGAGCAGGAGCCGAACAGGAUCUGAAACAUUUAGAUUCUCCUCAGAUGUCUUGCAGGAACCACUGAUGGCUCAGCUGAUCUGAUUUCUCUCAGACUGCCCUGCGCAGUGACUUGUCCUCAAUAUCUGAACAUUUUCUUUUCGUCUCAUUCAUCCCUGUGCAAACUGAAAUAGUUUUCAUUCUACAUCCAUCAGAAUAAAAACCCAAUGAUAUUUCCAAAUGCUGCCACUUCCUAAAACUGCACAGAUGUCAUGUUAUUGAUUUUGGUUUCAUUUACAAUAAUAAUAAACUCCAUUCUAAUGAUGGGAAUUUCAAGUACAAAAUUUGCACAGGAAUUGUAUUUCUUUUUAUACCUCACUCUGAUAAUGUUAAGUGAAUGGCACUUUAAGAAAGGGACAUAGAACCAUAAUAUUUAAGAGAAAUUUUACUUACAGUAUAUAAUAGACACUAACAAAACAGUUUUACAGAUAACCAGAUGAAAAAUCACAAUAUUUAAAGAUUCAAUUCUUUUUUAGAAGCUUAGAACAACGAGCCCAACAAACUGAAUCAGUAAUUGAUCUGGUACAUUUAAUGAUGAGAGUCUUGAUGGAAAUUAAAGGUAUUUUUCCAGUUGCUAAGAGUGUUAAAAUUAAAGGGUAUAUAAAGUUAGGAAAUAUAUAAUUUAUAUUUAAAGUUUAUACUUUUCUUUAAAGGUGAAGUUGAUGUAGAAAUAUGCAAGAUGUUGGGUUUCUGAGUCCAAAGUAGCUGUUUGAUAAAUGUGUUUGAAAGGUGGAGAAAAGCUCCACAAACACACAGACUGUAAAUUUAAAGUUGUAAAACCCGUUUUACUGAAAGCUGUGAGGAUGCAGUGGAUUUGUUUUGUUUUAGCUAAAGAUGGUUCUGAAGCUAAACUUGUAGAUAUGCGUUUAGUUUCAUGUGCAGGGACAUUUUUAUGAAAAUAACAACUGGAUCUUUUUUUAAAUCAGGGUAAUGUUUGUAUGCAUGUUUGUUUUCUGACAGCUGAAACUGGAACAGAGCUAAAUACCUUGAAAGCACUCCAGAAAUACCGAGGCUCCUGUUGUUCAGGAAAUUCUACCAUUAAAGUCAGUAUUUGUUUCUGCUGAUAAAUGAUCAUGUUUGCUUACAUUUUUGUUUGUUACUUAUUGUUAAAGUCAUAGAAAUGACCUGAGAACAGUUUGUUUCACCUGGUUUUACUUUAACUUCCACACCUUAACCAUUUUUUGCCUGAUACUGGAUCAUAUUUUCUCUGCCAUUUGAGUUGAAUCAGACCUGUCGAUAAUGUUUUUACUUUCACUCAAUGCCACCAUCUCACUACUGUAAAUAAUUCAUUUUAACACAGUGUUGUUGUGAACAAAUAUCCUGUAUUUUAGGUUUUGCGGUUUAAGUUAAAGACUCCAGUGUUGGAAACAGAUCGGUAUGUUAUGCGACAGAUGUCGGUGGCUCUGCCAUCAGUUUUUAAAAUGUUCUGCUUCUGUUGCUGCUGUUUACACUGAUGUAAAUGUUUCAGGAUCCUGCAUGUUGUGUUCACUGACUCAAAUUCAGUUAAUACAGUCAUAAUGACCAGUUUCACCUGAGUGUGCUAUCUUUUUUACAUCUGCAGGUAAAAAGAUGUGGAUUAUAACUUAAUUAAGUAUUAUUACAUUUCUGAUGGGUUUGUGUGAUGAAGCUGCUCAGGUUGUAUCAUAUUAAAUCAUAUGAUAACUUUUAGAUUUCAUACAGAAUUAUUUUGACUUAAAUUGCAUCUGGAAAAUGUACUGAAUUUUAUGUAAAAAAAUAGACUUACAUCAGUAGCAGUAAAAUAAGAUUUGCUUUAUACUGCUUAAAAUCAAACUAUGAUCCCAAUAUCUUAACAUUUGUAAUUGAGGUAUUCUUGAUGGAAGGGAUCUCAGUCCACAAAGCUACAAUUGUACAACUUCUAUGUUUUAAAAUCCAAUGGCAGAUUUUAUAUUUGCUCUGGCAUAAAGUGAUCAGCUAGCUUUAUUGAAAUAUACUCUUAAGGACACGUAAAAGAGACCAGCUGAACUGUAUAAAAUACAGUUUUACAUUUAAAGGACCAAAGUGAAACUCAGAAGCUGGGGGAUUCGUGGUAAAGAAACUGUAUUCGUUCAGUACUACGGAGUGAAUGAAUAAGCAGAAGCAAAUAGAUUGUAACUAACUCCUAGAAAAUUAUGUACCAUGUCAGACUGUCUUACAGAAUUGCUGGUAAAACAUCAACAUAAUGUUGAGUGUUUACAUUAACUUUAUGUUAUGAGUUAUUUUUCCACAGAUGUUUUUAAAAAAAAUUUAAUGAACUUCCCCUUGUUGGGGAAAG